Messenger RNA from Colletotrichum scovillei, 616 nucleotides. RefSeq names its product carboxymuconolactone decarboxylase. Bases 92 to 553 code for a protein of 153 amino acids. Gene Ontology annotation, molecular function: peroxiredoxin activity. The transcript has 3 exons. Lineage: Eukaryota; Fungi; Ascomycota; Sordariomycetes; Glomerellales; Glomerellaceae. The record is from RefSeq and is a predicted model, not a curated record.
AUUAAUAUCAUUCUGUCUCAUUCUUUUCUAUACCACUGGAUCGCGAACUCUCACCUGUUUCCGACGUUCUCCUGCAAACCCUAGAGCAAAGAUGUCAUCCGAAAACAACAAAAAGCUGCGCGCCGAACUAUUUGAAGCUGGUCUGAAGAAUCGGCGCGAAGUCGUUGGAGAGGGCUAUGUCGAGACCGCGAUGCGCAAUGGCUCUAGCGAAUUCGCCUUUGCUCAACAAGAACUGAUUACGGAGUGGGCUUGGGGAAAUAUAUGGUCGCGUCCUGGCUUGGAACGCAAGCAGCGAAGCCUGCUAAACAUCGGCAUGCUCAUUGCUCUGAAGAGCUGGGCUGAAUUUGGAAUCCAUAUCCGAGGGGCGAUCAGAAAUGGGCUGACAGAGCUUGAAAUCCGCGAGGCGAUUCUUCAAGCGACGAUUUAUUGCGGUGCACCAGCGGGUGUUCAGGCUAUGAAGGUCGCCGACGAAGUCAUCAAAGACAUGGUUGAGAAAGGGGAGCACCAAAGGCAAUUGUCAGAAGUCUCACCGAACUACAAGAAACCCGAGUAGAUCACAAACCAAAUUUUGCGAUCUCGACACAGUGUACUCAGAGGGGAAUCAACAUUAUUCAAC